Molecule: messenger RNA, 2840 nt
Organism: Neltuma alba
Lineage: Eukaryota; Viridiplantae; Streptophyta; Magnoliopsida; Fabales; Fabaceae
Product: probable LRR receptor-like serine/threonine-protein kinase At1g07560
Exons: 13
Coding region: 397-2661 (754 amino acids)
Biological process (GO): protein phosphorylation
Molecular function (GO): protein binding; protein kinase activity; ATP binding
Source: RefSeq, a predicted model, not a curated record
CAAGCCUCUACUCAUAUUGGUUUGAAUCUGACAUCUCUUGAGCUGCAUGAGAUAGCGUCUUCAUAGAAUUCAACUGAUCUCAUGGGGAAGGCACCACAAUGGAUUGCAUGCUUCUUCUUCAUCCAACUUUUCCUUAAUAUCUGUGAUGCGAUGGCAGACGGAAGGGAACUCACCACCGGCGAUGCUGCUGCUCACCCUGGUUUCCUAAGCAUAGAUUGUGGAGCAAGGGGAGAUUAGUUGGACAGUCAAACAGGAAUCUGGUACCAGACAGAUGAAGACUUCAUUGGCAGUGGAGAAAACUAUGAAAUAUCAUCCAACUUCGAAGACUUUCCACACCUAAGCCGACAACUAAAGACGUUAAGAAGUUUUCCGGAGGGAAAAAGGAACUGUUACGUUAUGAAACCAAAACAACAACAGAAGAUGAAUCAAACGUAUCUGAUCAGAGCAAUAUUUUCAUAUGGGAAUUAUGACAACAAAAACACAGUUCCAGUCUUCGAACUCUACGUUGGGGCCAAUUAUUGGACAACAAUUCGGCUGCCUAAUGCAACUUAUUUCCAAUUCAACGAAAUCAUAAUUCAACAGCUUCCUUCUGAUCACUUGGUUCAAGUGUGCCUGGUGAACACUGGACUUGGUACUCCUUUUAUUAACACUCUGGAAUUAAGGCCACUUAACAACUCUCCCUAUUCGGCAGUUCCACUUCCCUUGUUACUAUAUUCCAGGGUCAACUGUGGCUCUCCGCCUUGGAACCCUUUUACCAGGUACAGGGACGAUGUAUUCGACCGCUUAUGGAGAACACGUCAUGCUGACGCUUGGGAUGUUGCAAAAUCAAGUGUAGAAGGAAACACAGAGAGCUCCAAUUAUGACCUGCCAUUAGAAGUAUUAAGCACUGCAUCACAACCCCUAAACAAUUCCAAUGUAUUGACUGCGAAUUGGAGUGGCGAUAUAUCUUAUCCAUAUUAUUGGUUCCUUCACUUCGCUGAAAUCCAGAAGCUUCCUUCUGGCCACAAGAGGAUUAUCAAUGUCACCUUUGAUGAUGACGACGACAAUUCACCGUCUCAUGUACUUACUCUUCAAUACUUGAAGCCUAUCACCUUAAGUUCCAACAAGAUGAGUAAAGGUUACGUUAGUUUCACAGCAAUGGCAACAGCUGAUUCAGAUGCUCCUCCAAUCUUAAAUGCCUACGAAAUUUAUGAAGCCAUCUCACAACCUGAUUCUCCUACGGCAACACAAGAUGUUGAUGCCAUGUUGGAAAUAAAGCAUACUUAUGGGAUCUCUAGAAUUAGUUGGCAAGGGGACCCAUGCGUUCCAUCUAAAUUAGCAUGGGAUGGCCUGAUUUGCAGCUCCGACAAUAAUAUAAGGAUCCUUUCAUUGGAUUUGUCAAAUAAUGAAUUGAUUGGACAACUACCAGAGUUUCUCUCAACUCUUCCGAAUUUGAAGUUCAUUAAUUUAGCAGGAAACAAGCUCACUGGUUCGAUUCCCAAGGCUUUGAAGGAAAAUGCUGGAUUGCAGCUAAGUGUGGCCAACAAUCCAGGUCUUUGCCAAAAGAGUUCCUGCAAAAAACACAAUUUUGUAAUUCCACUUAUUGCAUCAGUUGCGGCUUUGGUCAUCCUAACUGUUAUUGUUGCUCUGGUGAUCUGGAGAUUUAGACAUAAAAGAGUCAUCCUAAGUGAAUUUCAAAAAAGGGAAGCUGCAAAAGAUAACAAUCAAUCAUUUUCUUACACGGAGGUACUCCGUAUCACAAACAAUUUAGAAACUGCUAUUGGAGAAGGAGGGUUUGGAAAAAUUUACCUUGGUACUUUAGAAGAUGACACAAAGGUUGCUGUUAAGCUACUUUCUCCAUCUUCAAGGCAAGGCUAUAAGGAAUUUCAAUCAGAGGCUCAACUCUUAACAGUCAUUCAUCAUAGAAACUUGGUUUCACUAGUUGGGUUUUGUGAUGAAAACGACAUCAAAGCAUUGAUUUAUGAAUAUAUGGAUCUUGGAGACCUCAGCGGACUAUUGUCAGAGAAAAACCCAAAAGUUUUAAAGUGGAAUGAGAGACUUCAAGUUAGUAUAGAUGCAGCAAGAGGACUGGAAUAUCUUCAUCAUGGUUGUAAGACUCCCAUAAUUCAUAGAGACUUAAAACCAUCCAAUAUUCUGUUAAAUCAGUCCAUGGUAGCCAAGCUUGCUGAUUUUGGAUUAUCGAGAGCAUUUAAAAAUGAAAGAGAUACUCAUCUAUCAACUCAACCAGCUGGUACGCCUGGUUUUAUUGAUCCUGAAUUUCAAAAGUCUGGAAACCUAAACAAAGAAAGUGACAUCUAUAGUUUCGGGAUGAUUCUUCUUCAACUUAUCACAAGCCAUCCACCGGUGAGAAGAGAACUUGAGGAUAUAUGUUUCGUCAUUGAUUGGAUUCGUCCAAAAAUUGAGUGUGGGGAUAUCCAAGGCAUUGUUGACCUAAGGUUGGCAGGUGAAUUCAAUGUUUGUUCCGCAUGGAAGGCUGUGGAGACAGCAAUGUCAUGCAUUGCACCACAGCGCACCCAAAGGCCAGACAUUAGUUAUGUGUUGCAUGAACUAAGGGAAUGUUUAGCUAUGGAGAUUGGUCUUUCGAAUUCAAAUGGUAUACCAAGCCAUCCAAUCAAUCAUUCUGGGAAUCUUGAUUCAAUCACCCUCCUCUCAGCUAGGUAGUAUCUUUGCAUUAGUUUAUACUAAAAUGGAUGUUGUUGUGUGUAAUAUAAAGUGGUUUCUCAUUGGACUUGUUCUACAGAAGUUAUGUUUUGUUGGAUUAUGAAACUUUCUGACUUGAUCAUGGUUGUGACAUCUGUCUCUGUUAAUUUGCUACUGAAGUUUCAGUUGAUUAGUGGGUU